AUGGAAUAUCUAAUACUAUUCUUUGCCUAUUUUUCAACUACAGUACUCGCUUCAAAUCUCCACCAACUUUUGGAUUUUCAUGAAAUCAACCAUAUCAAUUCGAUUCAAAGCUUAUGGACCGCUGGUCCUUCGAAGUUUGCAUUCCAGAAAUUCCAAAGACGUUUAAUGAGAUCUGAACAUGUGAAAUCCCAUAAAUCCGAGGAUAUUUUGGACCGGAAAGUUCUAGAAACAAUUCCAGAGAGCUAUGACGUCAGAGAUCAUUGGUCCAAAUGUAUUUCAGUCGAUAAUAUUCGGGAUCAAUCGGAUUGUGGAUCUUGUUGGGCGGUUGCUGCGGCUGAGACUAUUUCUGAUAGAUUGUGUAUUGCCUCCAAUGGAAGUAUCAAUACUUUUGUAUCAGCGGAGGACCUGCUGUCGUGUUGUACAUCUUGUGGAGACGGAUGCGACGGUGGCUACCCACUCCAAGCGUGGAGGUAUUGGGUCAAACAAGGUCUUGUCUCCGGAGGAUCCUAUGAGUCUCAAUAUGGCUGUAAGCCAUACUCCAUUGCUCCAUGCGGACAGACCGUCAACGGUGUCACUUGGCCAAAGUGUCCAGCACAGGAGGAAGCGACACCAGAAUGUGCCAGCCAUUGUACAUCAAAAAGUUCAUAUUCGGUAGCAUAUGAGAAGGACAAACAUUAUGGUCUUUCCGCCUACCCAGUUGGCCGCAAAGAAGCUCAAAUUCAAACGGAAAUUCUCCAACAUGGACCAGUGGAAGCUGGAUUUUUGGUUUAUUCCGAUUUCUACAGAUACAAAUCCGGCAUUUAUACCCAUGUCAGCGGUCAGGAACUCGGUGGACACGCUGUAAAAAUUCUCGGAUGGGGCGUGGAAAAUGGUACCAAAUAUUGGCUGGUCGCCAAUUCAUGGAACAUCAAUUGGGGCGAAAAAGGAUAUUUUCGAAUUUUAAGAGGUCGAAAUGAGUGUGGAAUCGAGAGUGCCGUGGUGGCAGGAAUUCCGGAUUUGACAAGAAAUUAUUGA
Messenger RNA from Caenorhabditis briggsae, 1014 nucleotides. The transcript is spliced from 3 exons. The coding region runs from base 1 to 1014 and encodes 337 amino acids. Gene Ontology annotation, molecular function: cysteine-type endopeptidase activity. The record is from RefSeq and is a predicted model, not a curated record. Gene Ontology annotation, cellular component: lysosome. Lineage: Eukaryota; Metazoa; Nematoda; Chromadorea; Rhabditida; Rhabditidae.